GUAUCUCUCCUCCAUAAUUCCCGACGCGCCCUUCCUCCGAUUCUCCUCCAUCUCUCUCUCUCUCUCUCUCUCUCUCCGCCCUGAUUUCAGUUCGAGAUCUGUUGUGUUCUAUAGAUUUGUGAUAAUUCAUCUGGAAUAUCUUCGAAGAUUUUGAUUCAAGCGAGAGAUCGGUUCCAUUUUUUCUUGGCGGAAGGUUCUGAUUGGAACUGACUGCCUUUUGAUUUGAUUGGUUGAGUUUCAAUUUUGAAAUGGUUUUCCUCUCUGAAAUUUCAUCAUCCGAUGACGACGAAGGGAAGGGGGAAAAGGAGAGAUAGCAGGAAAUUAAGCCGAGAAUAAGGCGGAGGGAGAAGGAAAUUCAAAUUCAAAUUCAUUUACAUAUCUUUUUAUCUGAUUCUGUUGGUAAAGUCGCCAUGUCUGCAACCGUACUUAGUGAUACGAUCCUUGAAUCUGCAACUGCUUCGGCGAAGCUAAUUGCUCACAUGGAGGUCGAGUUCGUGAAAUGCGAUUGCUGCGGACUUUCAGAGGAGUGCACACCGGCGUACAUAGAACGCGUUCGCGAGCGAUACAAUGGAAAUUGGAUCUGCGGCCUCUGCUCCGAGGCCAUCAACUACGAAAUUCUCCGGUCCGACAGCCUAAUCACGGCGGAGGAAGCCAUGGAAAGUCACAUGAAGCUCUGCAAGAAGUUCACCUCGUUGAAACCGCCUCCGAACCCUGCGGUGCAUUUGAUCGCGGCGAUGAGACAGAUUCUGAAGCGCAGCAUGGAUUCUCCCCAAACAAGGGCUUUGAGGUCGAUGCCCAGCAGUCCGACGAAGAAAUCAUCUCGCCCGCCGCCGCUCGCUCGAUCAGGAAGCUGUUUAUCUUCCCUCUCCGCCUCCGGUUCGUGAAUCAUCAAAGGUACAGGAUUCCAAGGACCAACCACAAAACUCAACUAAAAAAUAUUGGGGGAUCGCCGAUUUACUUUAUAUUCCGAAAAUAAAAAAAAACAUUAGGCUAAAUCAUACCAUAUUCUUCAUCUAUAAUGGUUUUUUUUUCUCUUUUAAAUUUUGACAGAAUUGGAAAUUUAUCUGGCAAAAUUGAAAGUUUUAAACCGUACUCAUUUUGUGCGAUUUAGCCUAAAUAUUAAUGGAAGUUGGAUUUUCAGUACAGUAA
Molecule: messenger RNA, 1149 nt
Organism: Momordica charantia (bitter melon)
Lineage: Eukaryota; Viridiplantae; Streptophyta; Magnoliopsida; Cucurbitales; Cucurbitaceae
Source: RefSeq, a predicted model, not a curated record